Molecule: messenger RNA, 1790 nt
Organism: Dreissena polymorpha
Lineage: Eukaryota; Metazoa; Mollusca; Bivalvia; Myida; Dreissenidae
Exons: 7
Coding region: 444-1733 (429 amino acids)
Source: RefSeq, a predicted model, not a curated record
AGUCAGUUGUGUAAGUUUUAUACAACGUGAAGAAGGAAUUUAACUGCUUGUAAAACUGAUAAUAUGUGUAAACGACAAUAAACAAAUAAGCUACUAGACAAAAAGAAUGUAUAUAGCUUAAAAUGAAUGCGAGAAAGGACAGCAGUGUCGAACUACGUGUAUCAUGAUUUAGUGUGUGGAGGUAAAGCUUUAUUACAGCAAACUUAACUUUGAUAUUGUUGUGUGUGAACAUUUGUCUAGUUGCAUGGUCGAGAAUUGAACAAAAUAUAACCUUUAGCUGUACCUGUUUAUACUAUUUACAAACGAAAAUAUCACUUCAAUAUUGGAAAAAAAACAUAAGUAGUAAACAACAUGCAUGAUGUAUGUGUAAGCAUUCUAAAUUUUUAAGAAGUGUUUUAAUAGUGAGUGUACAAGUCUGCAAUAGUUUUUAGUUAAUCAGCACCAUGUCUAGUCACAAUUUGAAGAAAAGAAAAGUGUCGCACCAAGAAGAUGAACAUACGAGUCCCUGCACCGAAAACCAAGGGAGUAGGCCACGAGCAAGCCGAGAAAAAACACAACAAAGACUUAAUAAAGCUUUACGAAGGAUUGAUACACUUGAACAUGAACUGAAAGUUGUGAGGGCUGAACGGGAAGUGGCGUUGACAAGACUUAGCGCAAUGAUGUCAGUAAAACUGCGGGACAACAAUCCUAACAUCGCCGACCUCAGUGAUCCAAACAUCGCCGACCUCAGUGAUCCAAACAGGCCUACCAACGUGGCGAUGAUGUUCAAUGAACUCUAUGACAACGAAUGGACAGACGCGUAUACCGUUAUCAAUAGCGUUCUUUCAGAGAGGCAAACCAUUAAGGUCUUGCUGGAUAUAGUGAUGUCUGCAUAUUAUUUUUGUUCUGGAGUGCUGGGCGAGGCGUGGCAGAUGAUGUCCGAAUGGUACCUCGAUGAUUCUUUGCCGAAUCGACAUUACAUAUGUAAGCUACUGAAAGACUCACGAAAAGCCGCGGUAGUAAAGAAGACGAAGCGGAUUUCGGAAAGAUUUUUGGCGCACCUUCAGAAGGCCUGUGCCUUCCAAACAUUGCAUUAUAUGUUAUCGUCAGAUGUUUUGAGGAAUUACGUCAUGCAGAGCGUCAAACUGUGUCUGCUGAUGUGUGCAAACGACCGACCAGUCGUCAUUGCUUGCGAAGGCUAUUGGGAAGACAUGCUUGCCAAUACCAUAUCAGAAUUGGCUGCAAGCAAAACCUUUGGUGAGGAAGAUAGAACAAACGGUGUUAACACGUGUACGAUUCCUGAAGUUAAUACUGGCAAAGAUGGAACGCAACCGAACCAACAACAAGCAAUAUUGGAAGAGAAACAACGUGGUGAACGGAGAUCAAGCAUAACUAAAAUGAAUAACAAUCCAAAGGAACUUGGAGGCAUAGUUCAAACAAACAUUGAAGAAAAGACACUCAUGAGAAUGCAGGAGCUUGGCCUUACGGAAAACGUUGUAUAUAUUCAAUUUAGUGAGAUAUGUACAGAUUUUGAGAGCAAACUACAAGUGCAUCACAGAUUUCAACGACGACCAUUCCAAAGAGGAAAGUUUAGAGAGUACACCGCACGAGGCUUCUACUUGGAGUAUGUUGUUUGGCCGGUGAUGUAUCUGCACCAGGGAGGUCCCAUGCUGGGCAAAGGUGUGGCACAGGGGACUUCGGAAGCGGCGGGAAGAGUUUACGAAGACCAAUGGACAUGGAAGAAAACUGAAUAAUAUAUCAACAGUUAUUAGCAUUCUUGUGUUAGUAUACAUUUCAAAAAAGUGAACCAU